UAAUGAAUGAAAUUGUUGAACAAAUGAGCGAAUCUUGUUUGACGUAGAUAUCAACAAACGAGGAACAGUAAUCAAAAGACAUAGCUUGCAAACAUGGCGGCUGCUUCUUUUAUGAAAAUGAGUCCAGCCAAACUUAGAACUCCGACAACGAGGAUAACCAGAAGCAGCGAUACUCGCAGAAGUGAUUCGUAUGAAAUAGAGCACGUAGAAUACGAUUGGCCCGAUCUACCGCCCUUAACACAGGUUAAGGACGCCAUUACGAGAAAUAAAGUCAGCCAUGGUAUCAGUUAUUUACUUCCCCUGGAUUCGGUCAGUAAUAAUUUCCGUCCAGAUUUACGACACAUGUAUGGUGAAACUAAUCGAAGUUAUGAUCGAUUUUUGUUUGAUAACGCUAAAUCACAACCCUCUACUAAAGUGCAACUUUUUCGACACAGCGUAGACACGAAAUUAUCUGAAAAAUAUCUCAGUGCAUUGCCGUCGAAUCUUAAUGCACAUUCGGAAGAAGUCAGAAAGCUGUACGGACGAUCUGCCCCACGACAAGCUGCCGCUAAAAGACGAAUGGGAUUAGAUUGCAGUAAAUCGCGUCAGAGAUCGGGUCUUUACGUCACAGUUAAGGCCAAAGAACCACCGGAAGCCAUAGAGAUGCGAGAGGAAGUAGAAAAAAUUAUUACAUCAUUAAAGGAAAAUGAUGAUGAAUAUGACGACGCUGUAGAAGACAACCACAGUCCGGAGGGUGGUUUAGAAACCCAGUCAACAAUAACAGAAGCAAAGAGCAACCAAAUGUAUCGCAAAAGAUCAGUUUUCAAAGAAGCCGAUCAUUCUGCAUCUUUGAAUGCAAAAUUAGAAAAACUAAAACUUGAGCAAAGAACGUUUAAAACUUAUCAAAAAUUGAAAAAUGCCACCCCUCCUAAAAUUCAAAUUCCAUCCAUGUUAAAAUCCACCUUUUUAUCCGACGAGGAAAAUCAAACAAUAUGGGAAUGGUUACAUCACAAGGAGGAGAUGUCCGAAUUCGAUUUCUUUUUGUCUGUUUGUGGAUAAAUAGGCUGACUCACUUUUAAGAAGGAAAAAUUCCAAAGGGACUUGAAAUAUUACAACGAUUUAAGUAAUAAGGACAUC
Messenger RNA from Patella vulgata (common limpet), 1116 nucleotides. RefSeq lists its product as uncharacterized. Bases 94 to 1038 code for a protein of 314 amino acids. The record is from RefSeq and is a predicted model, not a curated record. Lineage: Eukaryota; Metazoa; Mollusca; Gastropoda; Patellidae. The transcript has a single exon.